This is a messenger RNA of Platichthys flesus (European flounder), 3296 nucleotides long. Its product is annotated as E3 ubiquitin-protein ligase RING2-A-like. Lineage: Eukaryota; Metazoa; Chordata; Actinopteri; Pleuronectiformes; Pleuronectidae. Gene Ontology annotation, biological process: negative regulation of DNA-templated transcription. The transcript has 7 exons. Gene Ontology annotation, cellular component: PcG protein complex; ubiquitin ligase complex. Bases 248 to 1429 code for a protein of 393 amino acids. Gene Ontology annotation, molecular function: ubiquitin protein ligase activity; chromatin binding. The record is from RefSeq and is a predicted model, not a curated record.
GAAGAAGAAGGCUAACGUUAGCUAGCUGCUGGCUCAGAUGACGCGCUGUCGUUAUUUUGUCGUGUAUUUCUGCUCAAAGUGAGACUGAAGGUGAACGGAGACGCCCCCUGGCGGCCGUCAGGACCCGCUGUGUGUCGUGUUGUUGAUUAAUUGCGGAGUUUGCAGGCGGUUGUUGUGUUUCCGUGCAGCGGGAGGAGGUCGCGUCUCCUCCGGUCAGCUGUCCGUCCCCUCCCCGGCAGCGCUGGUGAUGGCCGCUCCCGUCAACCUGCAGACUCCCAGUAAGAGCUGGGAGCUGAGCCUGUACGAGCUGCACCGGAGUCCACAGGAGGCGAUCAUGGACGGGACGGAGGUGGCGGUGUCCCCUCGCUCUCUGCACAGCGAGCUCAUGUGUCCCAUCUGUCUGGACAUGCUGAAGAACACCAUGACCACCAAGGAGUGUCUGCACCGCUUCUGCUCCGACUGCAUCGUCACGGCGCUGCGAUCCGGGAACAAAGAGUGCCCGACCUGCAGGAAGAAGCUGGUUUCCAGACGCUCGCUGCGUCGAGACUCAAACUUUGAUGCACUGAUCUCGAAGAUCUACCCGAGCCGCGAGGAGUACGAGGCCCACCAGCGCCGAGUCCUGGACCGACUGAACCGGCUGCACAACAAGGAGGCGCUGAGCUCCAGCAUCGAGGAGGGGCUCCGCCAGCAAGCACGCUACAGAAACCACCGGGUGAAGAAGCCGACUCAGGAAAGUGACAACACCACCUUCAGCGGGGGGGAGGACAACGGGGACGCCCGCUCUCACCUGUCCCACGACUCCGCCCCCUCACACCCCCCCCACCAAUGUGGUCAGACGCCCUCAGAGGCGGGGCCAAGCCGCAAGAAGCCGCGGGUGUCGGAGGACGGCUCGGGCCCCGAGGCCGACAGCGGGAGCCCAACGCCUCCUGUGAGACGCCUUCAAGAGGGGGGGGCCUCGGAGAUCGAGCUGGUCUUCAGACCCCACCCACAGCUGGUCCACGCCCAAGACUACAACCAGACCAGGUUCGUGAAGACGACAGCGAACGCCACAGUGGACCACCUGUCCAAGUACCUGGCUCUGCGCAUCGCUCUGGAGGACGGACAGACCAACAGGGAGGAGGGAGGGAGGGAGGAGGGAGGUGGGGGAGAGGAGAGAGCAGCAGAGGGAGGAGGAGAAAGUGGAGGAGCAGCGGGCGGCGGAGGCAAAGGGUCGAGUCUGGGCGGAGUCAGUGAGAAACAGUACACCAUCUACAUCAUGACCAGAGGAGGACAGCUGUCUACGCUGAACGGAUCUCUGACUCUGGAGUUGGUCAACGAGAAGUUCUGGAAGGUCCGGAAGCCGCUGGAGCUUUACUACGCCCCCACCCAGGACCAGCAGCCAGCCCCCCCCGCCCAGCAGAAGACUCCACCCCCCCAGAGAGAGGGCUGAGGAGGACGCUGCUCCCCUCCCUCCAGCAGACGGAAGGUCAGACGCUGACCGUCGCAUAUCGGUGGCGCCUGAUUGAUUUUCCUCCUAAACUCUUAUUUGAUUUAAUCUGUAAAACUAAAUCUCAAGAUUGAAAGAACAUCUAACCACUCAACAUCAGCUGGUGAGAAACUCUGUGGUCGUUGGACGUGGAAUUCCUGUUUUUAUCUUAUUACCUAAAAAUAAUUAACAGAUGUGAAAAUGUAAAGGUAUUCGGUGCCAAACUAGUUUCAGUUUGACUUCUUAGUUCUAUUUAUUUGUCUUAACGCAGACGUCACACAAGUUAAGUAAAAACAGCGUCUGCUUUUAUUGUCAUUAAGGAUUACUCAUAAAAACUAUCUUGCCGAUGUAGAAGAAAAUAAAACAUGAAUUUAAGAAGUUGUUUCUGAAGAUCGAGCUCUAGAGAUUUUCAGAGAACAAGUACUGGUUAUAAACAUUGUUAUAAUAAUAAUAAAAAGUAGAAAUAUGUUAAGUUCUGAAUCAAUCUGUGUAGUUGACUUUCUAAAGGAGAUGACUGAAGCUCUUUGUUGUUAACGUUAGUUUAGUUUGAUCAGCUUUAAACACUUUGAACCAAAGUUUGAUUUAACUCGACUCUGGAUCGUUGUUUUAUCCACAGACUCUGAAUCAGAUCCUCGCUCCACUUUUCUAUUCUCUAGAUCCUGAUUUGGAUCUGCACCAAUUCACACAAAGAUCAGUCCAAUAAAUAUGUGUGGUUGUUUUCAUCAAGAUCCACAAAUGACAGCUGAUGGGAAAAUGUUUGAAAAUGUUUGUUAUUGAAAAAGCUUUUCUGUUAAAGAGAACUCAUAAAGUUGAAUGAGUUCUCUUCUGACACAUGAAACCUCCUGUCACUGCGUCCACGGGCAAACUGCUCCUCAGCUCUGUGAAGUCCACAGACACAACCUCCUGGGUCGAAACAUCAAGAGGAGCAGAUCUCAACAUCCUGAAGUGAAGCCAGAAAGAAGACGAGGUCCCGUCCAUACACUCUGGACCAAUCAUGAGUCAGUCUCAGCUGUCAAUCAUGGUGUCUCAUUAAAUAACAGAUUCAAAUCAAACUGAUCAGAAACUUGAACAAACCUCAGAGUUCAGAACUGAAAUGACAGAAACAUCUUUGAUUUUCUUUGAAUUUAACGUCCUCUUUGAUUUGUUCCUUUGGUCCUGAUGCUCAGGCGUCCAUCUUUCUUCACCGUCUGGCUUCUCACCAUGUUUCUUCUGUGGUCCAGGGGGUUCAGGUGGUCCAGGUGGUCGUGAGCUGUUUGGUUUCAUGAGCUUGUUUCUUUGCUCAGGUUCAGAUCAUCGCUCUGAUCGGACUGUUGAUCAGAGAGCGAUGGUUUCUAUUUAAAGAUCAGUCCUCAGGUAUUUAUCGACAGGAAAUUAAUCUAUGAUCUUUUUAUGAGACACAACAAAAAAUAUUAUGAGAAGAAAGUAUUCAGUAUUUUCUGAAGUGACUCAUUACUUCUUCUCAUGUUGCAGCUUUAUCUUUUCUUUUCUUAAAUAUGGCCCCAACCCUCUGUGGUACCUUUGAAGAGGUGAUGAUAUACUUCAUGUUGGCUGGAGGCCGUCUGCUGCCGUCUUAUUGAGCUCUGAUGUUAAUAUGUAGCUGUGACACUUCACCUGCUGCUGCUUCCUCUUAAGAACAUGUUCAAAAGCCAUAAACCUUCUGAAGGUUCACCACCCCCCCCCCCCCGUCUUUACGCACUUUAUACUUCCUGCAGUCAUUUUCCCACCGUACCUGUUUUUAUGGAAUAUUUGUAUUUUGUGAUCUUUUUCUGGUUAAUGCUGUUUUGAUCUCCAAAUUCUGUCAGCAAAACAAUAAACUGAUUUAUUGAUCAGA